Acanthoscelides obtectus is the source of this 805-nucleotide messenger RNA. The record is from the annotation of a GenBank genome assembly. NCBI's taxonomy places the organism in Eukaryota, Metazoa, Arthropoda, Insecta, Coleoptera, Chrysomelidae.
CGCCGUACAAGGAAAGCUCGCGGAAAAUUCGGAAAAACUCGUGGAAAAUGCACAGAGGUGACCGCCAGGCGCUUUGGCACCGUCCGUCACAAAAAUGAAACCGGACGCGAUUUUGAGGAAAUUUCGGAAAAUCGCGGUUGCGUUUUUGGACAGUGCAAUCAUGCCUAGAUUGUUGGUAGUGAUCACCUUGGUCCUGUUGAUCGGAUCAAAGCAAUGCAGCCUGCAGAAGCCGAAUAUGGAUAAUAAGAGGCAUGAUGUUUAUAUUGCCGGAUUCUUUCCUUUUGGGAAAGGAGUGGAAAAUUCUGAAACAGAUCAUGUCAACGAGCACUCUGGAAUACUGAGGAACUAUAGGCUACACAUGUGGUGGAACGAUACUAUGUGUAAUGCUGCUGUUGGAGUCAAAGCGUUCUUUGACAUGAUGCACAGUGGACCGCAUAAGCUUAUGCUAUUUGGAGCUGCCUGCACGCAUGUUACGGAUCCCAUCGCUAAGGCUUCAAAACAUUGGCAUUUAACACAGCUUUCGUACGCGGACACUCAUCCAAUGUUCACCAAGGAGAACUUUCCGAACUUUUUCCGAAUAGUUCCGUCUGAAAAUGCGUUCAAUUCGCCUAGACUACACCUGCUGAAGGAGUUUAAUUGGACCAAAGUCGGUACGAUCUAUCAGAACGAACCUAGGUACUCUUUGGCACAUAAUAGGUUGGUAGCUGAGCUGGACACGAUGGGAUACCAAGUACUCGAAUCUCAGAGCUUCACCAACGAAGUAACAACAGCUCUGACGAAAUUAAAAGAGAAGAUACUCGUAUAA